Seminavis robusta is the source of this 2715-nucleotide messenger RNA. The record is from the annotation of a GenBank genome assembly. Lineage: Eukaryota; Bacillariophyta; Bacillariophyceae; Naviculales; Naviculaceae.
AAGGAUCGCCAAAAGAGCAGCCUGGAUCUCUUUGAAAAGGUUUAUCGGCUUUGGCUUCACUAUGGUUCCAGGAGGAAGAGACGAAGAGACAGUCCCCGCCAAAGAAAGGAAAGGAAGAAGGGAAGCCUUCAUCACCAAACGGAAGCAAGCCUUUGGUCGCUUCAAGUAUUUUUCCGUGGCCAAUCUGAGGAUCCUCCGCGGGCAAAGUAAAAGUCAAGGAUACCAUUGGAUGGAGAAGUGUGGCUGCAAAGAAGCGACCCAAGAAGAAACACAACAACGCUUUGGAGUCAGGAGUCCAACUAACCAACUAACUAUAACCGAUCAUAUCAUAUCAUUGGUUCGAAGUUCUAGCUAGUAGUCAGGAUGAAUGUGAAUAUUUGGGGUUGUCGGGGAUCGAUUGCUCGAUCUCACCCCGAAUUGAUUACCUAUGGAGGCAAUACGCCCUGUGUGGAAGUAGUGGUGCGGGGAGGUGAUGCCGACAACAGCGACAAUAGCGACGGUGAAGAGGGGCAGGAAACCAGAAUUGUGUUGGAUAUGGGGAGUGGCGCCUACGAUCUGGGACAAAAGCUAGUAAAGUUGGGACCACUCAAAGAUCAUCAUAUUCUAUUGACCCACUGUCACUGGGAUCACAUUCAAGGCUUUCCUUUUUUUGCUCCCUUUUUUAUUCCCCAAAGUGAAUGGCAUAUACACGCUCCAGGAGGUUUUACCAGCUCGUUGAAAGAAAAACUAGCCAGCCAAAUGAGCUACGAAUUCUUUCCCCUUUCCAUUGAUAUGCUGGGAGCUUCCAUUGAUUAUCAUGAACUGACGGAAGGGACACUGACGUUGGGGGCAGAAAACAGUCACCAAGUGCUGGCGACGUGCCAGUUCCUAAACCAUCCCGUACUGACCCUGGGGUAUCGGUUGGAGUCCACCGAACACGGAGCUUCCAUGGCGUACAUUACGGAUCACGAACCCUUCAAUCGAGCCUUUGCUACAGAGGGGUACAAACGCAACACUUCCGUCAACCCCAACGAUGGGUCCAACACCACGGCUGCCAAUGGCGACGACAGACACGUCGAUUUUCUCAAAAACGUCGAUCUACUCAUUCACGACGCACAAUACACUGCCGAGGAGUACAAGGGAAAGACGGGAUGGGGUCAUGGAACGAUCGAGUAUGUCGUGGAUAUUGCCAUGGCGGCCGAGGUCAAAACUCUAGUUUUGUUCCAUCAUGAUCCACAACGCACCGAUGAGCAGGUGGAUCGAUUGGUCCAACUGGCCCAAGAAAGGGUCCGUCAAGCAAACAGUACCCUGCAAGUCAUGGCAGCGGCAGAUCGAAAGGAAAUUUAUGUACCUCCAAAGAAGGAUAUCCAGAGUGUUCGAGACUCCAUGGCGUCGAUGGAUCUCAGUGCGAGCUCGGCUCUUACCAAACCAAUCCAAGAGGGGGCAUCGAAAAGAGAGAUUCUAGUCUCGUGUCGUUGCUCCGAGGAGGUAUUUGCGGAUUUGGCCGAGGAUGGCAUCGAAGUGACGUUUUAUCCGCAAGACAACAAUGGCAAUCUACUCUUUCCACAACGAGACGACCCGUUUCGAGCUUCCAAAUUGAAGAAAUGGUCGUUAGUAAUGAUUUCUUGCAACACCAAGUACAAGGAUUGCAAAAGUGGAGUCGAGUUGUGUCGCCGCUUACGGCAGAGUACUACAUCAUGCGGAGAAAUACCCAUACUUUUGGUGGCCAAGGACCGCGAGGAAUUGAAACGGUAUCAAGAAGACUCUGAUGAUGCCGGGGUGACAGAUUGGAUUGUGGAGCCGUUUACUCCUGCGUACAUGCGGACCCGUAUUCGCAUGGGGGUUUCCAGGAGCCCUUGUCGGUGGGUCCCACCUGAGAUUCCACAGUGCGAGCUUUUGAGGCGUGCUUCUCUCGAGGAACUGGGAGUGGCGAAAGAAAAGGAGACUCGUUUUGAUGCCAUUAUCGAAUUGGCUCGCAUUUCAUUGGGUGUCGCUGGCGUGUCCUUGAAUCUCGUUGAGGCUGAUUAUCAUUGGACCAAGUCCUUUUCCUGUCCAAUGUUUGCUGGUAUCGAGCUACCUAAUGUACCCCGCGAUGUAUCCAUGUGCAGCCACACAAUUCUUCAAAAGGACCUCCUCGUCAUCAACGAUACCCGGGCGGAUGGCCGCUUUGCCGACAAUCCACAAGUGGCAGACGGAGUCAAGGUGCGGUUCUACGCGGGAUGUCCAAUCCCCGUCCCUCACAAGAAUGGUGGAGAGUACAAUGUUGGGACUCUUUGUGCCACCGACUUUAGACCGCGCAAGUUUGACGAACGGGAGAAGGACAUGCUCCGAAAGUUUGCGUGGUUGGUAAGGCGAGAACUAUUGGCGUGCGGUGCCUCCGCCAAGAAUGGAGCAUCAAUGCCAAUUGCAGUAGUAGCAGAGCCAGAAGCAGCACGAAGGCCGGACGCAUCAGCACCAAAGCCGAAGGCAGCAACGCCAAAAUGGGGGGCGUCUGUAGAGUGUUAGUGCCGUGCACAGACAACUCAAGUGGAGGUCGAGGACGAGCGAAACAAUGCUGAUGGCGCUACUCGCCCAGUGCAAAUAAUUAGAGAGUUAUGGCAAACGGGGGCCGAAAGGUACCCUCGAGUUGCCAUCGUAUUCAUCCACGUGCAUGCACUUUUUGUCAACCUGGGCAAGGCUGACAAGCUACAUUCCAAACGAGCAGUAAUACAAAACUAGGCUAGCUUAUUAUUAUUU